Messenger RNA from Spodoptera litura, 923 nucleotides. RefSeq names its product aaRS-interacting multifunctional protein 3 (gene AIMP3). The record is from RefSeq and is a predicted model, not a curated record. Gene Ontology annotation, biological process: positive regulation of DNA damage response, signal transduction by p53 class mediator. Lineage: Eukaryota; Metazoa; Arthropoda; Insecta; Lepidoptera; Noctuidae. Gene Ontology annotation, cellular component: nucleus; cytoplasm; aminoacyl-tRNA synthetase multienzyme complex.
AUAGAGUUCAGUUUACAUGUCAAUAAACUGUCAAGGUAAUUGUAACCUCCAAUCCGUGGCUGUAAUUUCAAAUUGGUAUCUUUACAAAACAAUAAUUUCCUGAAACGUGCUCAUAAUCGAGUCACGAACUAUUUUAAAGUAAUUUAACAACAUGAGCGCCUGUAAUGUGGAAGUAAUAAAACAAGUGGGGAGAUACUACAAUGUAUCUGUGGGAACCGUAUGUUUUAAUACAGAUAAGGUACUUACUACUGUAAUAAAUAAGCAAAGCAUAGAAGGUUUUGCAACAAUUGUUUUGAAGUUAGCAUCUCUUAGUGGGAUUCAGCUGAGCCAGGAGGAGAGGCUGCUUAGUUAUCAGUGGCUGGAACACAUUGCUAUGUAUGCCAAUCAGGCUGCAGCUAACCCUGUGUUUGCACUGGGAUUUUUAAAGGACAUAAAUAAGGCAUUAGAGAAGACUACUUACCUAACUGGACAGAAAUUGAAUGUUACUGAUGUAGCAGCAUAUUAUGUCUUAUACCCAUUGAUAGAGCGGCUGUCAGUGCCAGAACGUGAAUCAUUCAUGCAUGUAUGCAGGUGGAUAAAGCACAUGCAAGCACAACCAAGAAUUUGUACCCAACAGCCACUACCGCUAAACACUCUGAAUCUCACAAUAUUAGCUCCAGCAGUACAUUAAUUACCAAUAAUUUAGCUUUAAUGAGCAUUUCAAUACCAAAACCAUUAACUUUUUAAUUAUUGAACAGUUAUUGCCAACAUAAAAAAUUAAGACUGUAAAAGUAUUAAUAGUUGCGAGACCUUUCAUAAUGAUUGUGUUCAAUAAGUUGGAAAUAUUAAUUAUUUAUAUUGCUAGUUACUGUGUCUUGGAUAGUGUAAGUACAUGGAUUGUGUUUUACUUAUCAAUGAUAAUAUAAUUUUUUUAUUAUAUCACA